Messenger RNA from Scomber scombrus (Atlantic mackerel), 1473 nucleotides. Its product is annotated as RNA guanine-N7 methyltransferase-activating subunit-like protein. Lineage: Eukaryota; Metazoa; Chordata; Actinopteri; Scombriformes; Scombridae. The transcript is spliced from 3 exons. Gene Ontology annotation, molecular function: RNA binding. Gene Ontology annotation, biological process: RNA 5'-cap (guanine-N7)-methylation. Bases 245 to 664 code for a protein of 139 amino acids. The record is from RefSeq and is a predicted model, not a curated record.
CAGGCAGGUAAGUGUCAAUCACUCGCAGGUGCGCCCGCUCCCGGAACCUUGAAGAAAAGUUCCGGGAGAGAGGAGUCAGGGGGAAGUAUUUUAGAGAAGCACCAGGAAAUUAAUGCAUUUCGUGAAACACAUUUAGUGUAAAAGCUAACAACUCUACUAAAGCGCGUAUUAAUCUAAUGAGUUGCAGAAGCUAACUACUAUACUAAACAACAAGAAAGCUACCAACUCUUCACGUCUUAAAAGAAUGACUGAGACCACGGAAAAACAGCAGACCUACGAGGAGAUGUUUGCCGACAGAUUUUCCUCGGAGGACCAUGAAUACCAGAAAUAUGUGAACCGGCCAGCAGACGUCCCUCCCAUGGUGGAGGACUGGAGGGGUCGUGGAGGAGGUCGUGGAGGCAGAGACAACAGGUACCAGGACCGUCGUGGACAUGGAGGUCGUGGUUGGGGAGGAGACCGGGGUUGGAGAGGAGACCGGGGUUGGGAAAGAGACCGGGGUUGGAGAGGGGAGCAUCAUGGGCAGCAACAAUGGCAGGACAGAGACCGAGAACGAGACAGAGACCGAGACAGAGACAGGAACUGGGGACAUGGAAGUGGGCAUCAAUCAAGCUCCAACCAGGGAUACAACUCCCAUCAUCAGAAACCACAUUAUGACCGCUACUGAUCUCAGUUGCAGUCUCUCAGGUGUUGACAGUAUUUAUAGUAUCUUUAUAACUUGCAUCGCAAUACCACAUGUGGCAGUGUGCAACAGUUGAUUUUUUUAUACAUGACUCACAGCCACAGUCUUACAAUAUUCUGAGGGCUGAGUAAAAUAUCAGUAGUAGUAAUUUAGUAUGCGUCAUUGUAAUUCUGUUAAACAUUUUUAAUAUUGUGAUAGUUUCAUUCCAAAGCACAUACUCAUCCAGAUUUUUACCAGACUUUCAGUAUUUCACAAAGCUAUUUGACUUGUACAAUAGUCUGUUUAAAUGACCAUAUGAAAAACAACUGGUUAUUUUUCAAACAUUAACAGGUUUCAUGAUAAAUACUGCUAGCUGAAGAAAAUCUGUUAAUCUGGAGAGUUAAUUUGUCCCAUAUUGCUCAGUCCUGCCAUAGUAUUAAAUUGCCCUUUUUUUUUUUUUUCAAAUUCCUCCUAUUUAAUGAAAACCUCUGGCUUCAAAGUAAUUAGUAGUUUCACCAAUACUGAAACUCAUACUGAAAAUUUACAUUUUAACAUUUCAGACAAGUGGGCAGUUUUUAACAAUAUUUGAUUAUCACUCUGUAACUGAGAAACAUCACUGAGGAGUUUUGUGUUACAGUAGUUUUACCUCUAUGUAUUUACAUGCUGAGAUAUCAGACUGUUUAUAAAUUCUACAGUCCAGUGUUGUUUCAGGAGGUGGAUGAAUUACCAGAGAAAAUCUAUUUGUAAUGCAGCUUUAUUUUUCUGUGUCACAAUGAUAUGAGGAUACAAAUGUUGUCAAUAAAUGUGUAUUUUCC